UUUCACUUUUCUUUUGCAAUAACAUUGUAUUUGAAGUGUCUUCUACGAACAAAAUUCGAGUAUAUAAAAUAUGAUCAACUGUGAACAACAACUUUGCUUCUUAGUAUUGUAGGCAUUAAAUUAGUAAAAGGAACAUACCGAACAUUUUACUGGUAGUCGAUCAAUUAAAAAAUUUAAAUUAAAGAAAAAUUAAUAGUAUCGUUGUCUGAAAUUUAGUGACGUCAUAUGGUACAGUAGUAAUUAUGUUCAUCCUAGCAAAGAAAUAAACUUUUAUUUUGAUAGAAAUUCAAAAAUUCUUAAAAACUUCAAAUGUAAGGAGGUUUUUUUUGUUCGGUUUAAUAAUUAUCCUUUCAAGCGUAAGCAAGAAAUCAUUUGUGUCCAGUAGCGGAUCCAGAGGGGGGGCUAAGGGGCUCAAGCCCCCUCCAAAAGCAUCUGGGUCUACUAUUGUUUUAGUGUUUGCCUUGAUAAAGCCUAGCCUCAGCUGGGUCAAGCUCGUCCCAAACCAAAAUCCUGGAUCCGCCACUGUUUGUGUCAAUAGGUUUCAAACCUUCAACUAAUAGAAGGUAUUUUUCUUAAAUCAAACGGUUAUUGUGGAAUGCACCAGUCUUUCUGUUAAAAUUAGCAUGAAAUUCUUUAAAUUUUUUUGUUGAGUGCUGUUAAAUGUUAAAACCCGUAAACACUGUCUUUUUGCGUAACGGACCCAUAAAUAUAUAAAUUUUAAUAUAUUUUUCUUAAUUAUUUAUAUUGUUUGGUAUACGUAUAUUAGUAGUUAUUCAUCCAUUCGUUUUUUUAAGAAUUUUAAUAAUAUAAAUAAUUUUGAUGAUUCACGCACCCACAUGUUUGCUGGAAUGAAAUUGUGGUAAAUAUGUAGUUGAGCGGUAUUUGCAAAAAAAAAUUUUAAAAAUCCGAAAAUACCUUUAUUAGACACUCUUCAACUUCCUCUUUUCAUUAAAAGCGGCGGAGGUAAGAAAUUCCAAAUACUUUAGGAGAUAUUGCCGUUCUUAUUUUGCAUACAAGAUCUGUGUUUAUCAUACGACCGUCGCAAUUUUUUUAUUUUGCCGUGUGUUUGUGAAUGCCUAAUUAAUGAAAAUGGUCGAUUAGGUCAGGUCAGUUACAUUACAAAUACUUUGAAACUAAGCGUACAUUAAAAAUAAUAUGAAAUUAUUUCAAUGGUUCUUUAGUUUUAAAGUAUUUAUAAUGUAACUGACCUGACCUAACAAACCGGGACAAAGGAAGAACAGUAACAACUCACGUAAAAUUUUUUUGUUACUUAUUACUUGCGCAACAAUAAAAAAUAAGACUUUAAAAUUAGAAACGUUAAAAACUCGCCUAAGUUGGAGGCGGUAAUUAAACACAGUUUUAAAACAAUAAAUGAACUAAAUAAUUACGUAUUGGUUCAUUUGAAUUCUGGCCUAUCACGAUCAAUCACGUGACAUCAUUAUCCAAUAAAAAAAUAGAUACUCGUAAACAAGAAACAAUGCGGAAUGCCACAUAAUGCACUGGUAUAAUUGUGAUAAAAUUUAAAAAUUCGAUAUCUUCUAAAGUAUUUGGAAUUUCUUAUCUCCGCCGCUUUUAAUGAAAAGAGGAAGUUGAAGAGCGUCUACUAAAGGUAUCUUCGGAUUUUUAACAUUUAUUUCGCAAAUUCCGCUCAACUACAUAUGAUGAAAUUUAAAAAUUCAAUAUCUCCUAAAGUAUUUGGAAUUUCUUACCUCCACCGCUUUUAAUGAAAAGAGGAAGUUAAAGAGCAUAGAAUAAAAGUAUUUUCGGAUUUUUAAUAUUUUUUUUCGCAAAUACCGCCCAACUACAUAUUUACCGAAAUUGUGAUAGUAUGCAUUUGUCUUCAAUUUGCCCCUGAAAAUCCUAAAAAAUUAUUUAUAUUUAAGUAUGGCCGAGGUACCUGAAACAUCCUACUAUUGAGAGGAAUCCAAAUCCUGAUACCAUAAUAUUUAUGUCACCAUCAUGACGGCGCUCACGUCAUUACCACCCCUUCAUACUUACGAGACCAGCGCGUGAAUUGGGGGAUUUUGGGCGGGGAACAUUCAUGUGGAUGUUUCCCACAAAAUACGUUUUUUUAAUGAAACUGACUCUCUGGUAUUGUAUUAUAUGCUAUAGACCUACCUAUUUUAAUCUGCAACACUAAAAAAUGAAUGUGUAUUACCAACGUCAUAUUCUGUUUAGUAUAUUUUGUGAUGCCAAUUUUAUAUAGUUUAGUUGUGUAUUAUGUUCAACAAUGAAUUAAACGUCCUGGGUAGCUUAAAGUAUAAUAUAGCUCUACCUACUCUAGUAUAGAACAUGGUACCAAAAUUAUAUUACCCACAGUCCUACAAUUCUGCCUGGUGUAGAAUAUUUUACGAUACCACUUUUUAUAAUUGAUUAUUAACUUUCAACCAUGAUUUUAACAUUGCAGGUGUCGUAAAGCAUACUACAGCCCCAUAUAUUCUAUUAUAGAAUGCAAUACUGAAUAUAUAUUAUUUUGCAUGCAAUGAUGUAAUUUCCUCAAGAAACAAAUAUUAUGCAAUACAAGCAUUUAAAUCUCCUGUUCAUACCGCCCAAUUCCUGCAUUUGUACCAUAAGAUUGUACAUGUCGUAAUUACUUCAGCACUGCCUUGUUGACGACUUCAUCAAUAUUGCUAAUUAUAUUACGAUGUACACUAAUAAAACUAUUUUUAAUGUAGCUGAACUAAUUUCACCAAACCUUUGUUUUGUUUCAAUUUCUUCAACAAGCGCAAAACUAAUGUUACCUAGAAAAAUGUGGCCUUUUUACUUUACCUAAUAAAUUUAAUAUGCAUAUAACACAAAACAAAUAUUUAACUUAACAUCACAAAUUAAACCCGCAUACAACAUCCUUCUCAUCUGUCUCAGCAAACAAAAUCCACACAAAUCACUACCACCAAUCACUAAAAUAUUUAAAAACCAUAACAAUAAACCUUACUAUUCUUACUUUUAUGGCAAUAACCAUCUACUAUCGUUAUGACACAUAUAUAUUAUAUUUACGCAAAAAAAUUUCUACCAUUAAAUACACUUUACCCAGACGAGGCUCUGGGAACUUUCCCAACCCUCCAGAGAGACAGAGAAUCUCAGGAGAAGGGGAAAGGGGGUAGUGAAGCACUGCUGCUGAUCUGAUAAGGCGCAAAGCAGUACGUAAUGGAGGGAUGGAAGCUACCUGCAUCGCGCCCCACACCCACAGACAGGCACACGCGCUGGAUGACCACCAGCCUCAUCACUAGAGUCCUCAUAACAAUAUGUUCUCUUAAUAGAAACAUUUGGAAAAAUCUUAAAAUGCUGUUAAACAUUAGUAUUUUUGUAAUAUUUACAGAACAUAAUAAUCUCUUAAAGAAUUUUUUUUUUUUUUUUUUUUUUAAAUAUAGUUAGGGCCUUUAAGUAGAUGGGAAAAGGCCCGACAAAAUUCCAUAGCUCGGGAAGGGAUCUUAACAUGGCCAAAAAUGAAAUCUCUCCCUUUUUGAUGCAGCUAUAACGAAAUCUCCCAUGCAACUGACGGGACUGAAUGGUUAUCUGAAUUAACUGUCAGUUGACCGGAGGGAACCGAGGUCUGAAACUCAGACCAAACAUCGGAGGAUUCACCACACAGUACUACACAGUGUCUUCGGUUAAUCAUUUAGAUAUGAUGUCUCACAUGGAGAACUGAUAGAUAUACUUUGUGUGUAUGGGGCCCUUACGGCUAAUAAGUAGGAAAUGAUGUUCAGAAUGAAGUAUGCUCAAAAAAAAACACUAUUGCCUACAGGAAUCAUAUUUUUAGAUGGAGUCUGAUCAGAUGUUUGGUAGCUUGUCCAGCAGAGGAAAACUUGUACUGGAAGCAGUGUGGAAGGAUUGGCUGGCAAUGUACGGUUCUCAAACAAGUGAAAGUGAUCAUCAUGGUAAAAUGAGUGAACAGGGUUCUCUUUUGGAUGAACUUUUUCCACUUCCGGUUACCUUGGAAGAUUCGAAACAACGAGCAGCUACGAGAGCUCAAGAACAUCUUGAGAAUAGCACUAAGGCAACUAAGGUUUUCAGCCAAAAUAAUUACAGCAAACCACCUCAUACAAGUAAUGCAAACACAAACAGUGUUAAUCUGCAGGCCUGUGAAUGUAUUCAGACACCAGCAAAAGAGCCUAAUGACUCUCCUUGUAAAGGUACAACAAAUUGUACAUCAAAAUCCGCACAAAGCAGGUGUAUUGAAGAGUCUGAAGUUACAUUUUCAUCAGUAUUUGAUGAAAGCAAUUUUAAUGAUGAUUUUCCAUAUAAACAUAAAUAUGGUAUGUUGAAAUCAAAUAGUCCCAGUCAUCAGACAGAAGAAGUUUAUGAAGCCAGUGAUGGUGGAAUGAAAAGUCUUAAUAAUAAAAAUAGUAAUGAGUCAUUUACGAGUCUGCAGGAACGUACAGAAACUCCUCCAUCAGGGUUGCCACCACCCACAGCAACUGAUACUGAAGAAAAUUCGAAAAGUGAAAAUGCAGAACUUUAUCCUCAGAAUCUAAUUGAUCUAACAGACGUUUCAAAGACCAUAAGCAAUGACAUGCAUGAUGAAAAUGUCAUGACUAGCUUUAAAUGUUUGGAGCAGCCUGCAGACGAAGGUUGUGUUUUCAAGAAACCUGAAAUCCCACUCAGCAAAAAUAAAUUUGGAAACCAAGAUAGGGACUGUGGACUUGAUUGGUUUUAUGAGUCACACACAGCAUUUAAUAUCAAGUGGGCAAUUAGAAAUGAGUGUUCUUUGUUUUCAAACUUAUUGGGAUCGGCCAGUUCUGUGAAUAGUGAUUUUUUUGAAAAUAGAUUUUCUGCAAAUUCAAUUGACAAAUUAAUGUGCAAUAUGUAUAAUGAUGUUGAAAGUGAUGCAGAAAAUGUGCCUGAGCCCCUUGAAAAUUUUGAGAUUUCAAUUGAUAAUGAUAGUGUGCCAGAAAAAAUCAAAUCUGAUGUAUUGGGUGAUGCAGUUCUGAAAAGAAAUGUUAAUACAAAUGAUAAUAGCCUCAUUGCAGCUUCAAGCCAAGAAUUUUCAUCAGAAGAAUUUGAAGAUGAAUCUCCCAGUUCUGAAUUUUUUCAUACAGUACAGAAUGCUUCUCCAAAGUCAGUACAGUCAUUGCAGCCACCAAAAUGUAUAAAGGAGUUAGUUCAACACUGUGGGGAAAAUAAGAUUCAAGAGCUUUGUACUAAACAAUGUUUGAAACAACGCAACAACACUGAACUAAAGUUUCCUGAACGAAAAGCUAAAUCAUUUAAUAAAAGAAAAUUUUUCAAGAGUCCUGUGAUUUUCCAAAAUUCAAAUGUUUUUGCCAAUAGAAAUGUAUUGAAAAAUACGGAAGUAUUGCCAACGAAAAUUGAAACAGGUUUUUGUGGAUUUCCUGUUACAUCACACGAUGAUAUGCUAUUUUCUGGAGAAGAUGAAGUUUUGCAAACGAAAAGUCAGCAGGAAAAUCCCAUAAAACAAAAUACAACAUUCAGAAUAUUCAAGACAAAGUCGUUUCCACAGAAAAAUGUUGAGAAUUUUGUUUCUAAAAGUUCCCGAGUACCAAUGAAAUUAAAGCAACAGAAAUUGGAUUCAUUUAACUUUAAGAUAAUUUCUAAUAAAAAAGAGGAAUCAAAUAUUGGUGCACAAGAUAAGUUUAGAACUUCAAAAAAAAUUUAUUCUUCAGGGGCUAGUCAAGUAUGUACAGUUGAUGAACCUCCUGUAUUAAAUGCAGAUAUCUACAGCAUCAGCGAGACAGACAAUGAAAAAUCUGUCUUAAAGUUACCAUUGAAAGCUAAAAUGAACUCGAAUGUGUCUGCUCGAAAAAAAAUUAGAUUUCAGCAACCUACGAAACUAAGUUUUGAAAAGGACAGUUUUUUACAAGAAACAUUGAAAGAAACUGAUGAAAUUAAGUUUAUUUUCUUUACAUUGACAAAAGAAUUAUUUGAAAAAGUACUUAAUGAUUUGAAGCAGAAUAUAGUGCAAGAAAUUUGUCUUGCAAUCGUCUACAGGGAAGGAUUCUGCCAGCUCAAUAAGCCCCUGGAACACACUAUGUCGACCAUUUGCAAUCCAAAAGGCAUAAUGUUUGGUGUCAUGGACACAAAUUGUGAUAUUAAGUAUUAUUACUUUGAUGUGUGCUCACCAUCCCAGAUGGACGAAAGCAGAGACUUUAUUCUUAAAUUGCUGAACAGCCAGUGCCGAAUGAUCUGCUUUGAAGCACAAGAAAUGUUUGCUUUUCUGAUUGAUAAGUUUCAGUUUUCACCAAGACAAGCAUGCAUCGAGUGGUUGAUGAUAGACCCCUUGAUUGGCUGCUGGCUGCUCGAUCCAGAUCAUCCUGUAUCUUCAUUCAGGGAAACCUUGGAAAGGUUGGAAGUUUCUACAACCGUGAAUGAUAAAAUAUUUCAGAAAACUGACGCAAGUGCGGACAACGAUCUGAAUCGUUGCUGCCAUCUUUUGCAAACACUCUCCACGGUGGCCGAGAAGCUGUAUGAGAGAUUGUCAUCUCAGCAUUUGUGGGAACUAUUCACGGGAGUAGAGCUGAAGCUUGUGCCAUUGCUUGCAGCAAUGGAACUUCGUGGUAUUUGUGUUGAAAAGUCAGAAUUCCAGAAGAUGGAUGUCCUUCUAAAGGUCACAACAUGUCUUCAAAACUCAGAAAAACUACAUUCAGGGAUGAAUGGAACCAGAACCCAUCCCUCUCAUGGGCUCAGGCUAUUGAUGGCUGCCCAUAUGCAGCUUGGUGCAAACUUUGCAAUCACAGGAUUGAACUGAGUAAUAUGGGGAAGCAGGCUCUUACCAGUCAUGCAUCUGGAGUGAAACACAGCAGAAGAGUGCAAGGAUUACACAUGAGUUCAUCCAUAGCAGUGUACUGUAAAACAACUAGGCCUACAUCAGCAGCGUCACAAAAUAAUUCUUCUUCAGAGUCUUCUUCACCUUUGUCUGAAUCUUCAAAAUUGUUUAGUUCUGAUGUACCCAGCUCACCUCAAGUAUCUUCCCCUCCGUUGUUCCAAACAGAUCCAGUCAGCAGUUCUAAAUCUCUGCCUGAUACUUCCUCGAAUGCUGAUAAUUCUUAUCUAAACCCAUCCGCAACAUGUUCUUGCACGUGCACAUGUGGCAGUGCUAGAAAGGAAUCAAAAUCAUUGACAAAUUACUUAUUAAAUGAUUCUGUAACACGUGCCGAAAUACUUUGGUGUUUGUAUUGUGUUAUGGCUCAUAAUUCCUUAAGGAAUUCAGAAAAUAGUGUAGCAAUGCAUCGUAAGAUGUAUCACGACAGCAAAAUUGCAGCUAAAUUGCAGUUGGGAAAAUCGAAAGUAUCCUAUACAAUAGUUCACGGAUUGGCUCCAGAAUUUCAAAAGGAACUGCAUGCUGAUAUAUCAAAAUCUUCUCAUCUUGUAGUUGGCUUUGAUGAAAGUUUAAAUAAAAUUGCCCAGAAACAGCAAAUGGACAUUUCUGUCCGUUACUGGAAUGAAGAUGAUUCAAUUACUUGCACUCGAUAUCUUACAUCAGCAUUUCUCGGCCAUUCGACUGCAGCAGACCUGUUAAGUGCUUUUAAAAACUCUUUGCCUGUGAAUACAUUACACAAAAUUAUACAGGUGUCGAUGGAUGGCCCCAAUGUAAAUUUGCGGUUUUUAAAAGACUUGAAGCAAGAUUUGAAGGAAGGUCGUACUGAUGAGGGGGUAAUAUUGGAUAUCGGCACUUGUGGCUUACAUUCAUUACACUGUGCCUUCAAAGGCGCAAUGAAAGAAACUGGUUGGGAAAUUGUUAAAUUCUUGCGUGCUAUUUACAACCUGUUUCAUAACAUCCCCACUCGUCGUGCAGACUACAUUAGAAUAACUGGUUCCAGCUUGUUUCCUCUAAAAUUUUGUCCAGUUCGUUGGUUAGACAACGUUCCUGUAGCAGACAGAGCAUUGAAAAUUUUACCAAAUCUUCGGAACUAUGUUGCUGGUCUAAAGUCAAAUACAGAACCUACGUGUGCUAGUUUUGUUAUAGUGAAAAGUGCUAUUAAAGAUGUGUUACUUGGACCUAAACUUGCUUUUUUUUCAUCUGUUGCUGCUGAAGUUGAACCACUUCUCAAAGAAUAUCAAACAAAUGACCCCAUGGCGCCGUACCUCUUUUCCGACUUUUCUUCAGUCAUCAAGAAUUUUAUGACUAGAUUUGUCAAAGCAGACGUAAUGGCAAAUACUACCCUAAGCAAAAUAGAUUUAUCUGCAAAUAAUCUUUUGUCAAGUAAAAAAAUUGACUUAGGUUUUGGGACACGAGCUGCAUUAUGUUCAGAAAAUGCAAGUCAGAAGGAUAUGGAAUUAUUUAGAGCAGACUGUCUAAAAUGCCUGCAGGAAUGUGUGAAAAGGAUUUUAAAGCGCUCACCUCUUACAUUCAGCUUGACAAGAGGCAUUUCAUUUGCUGAUCCUUCUGUAGCCCUUAUUCCCGAUUUGGCGAUCAAGAGGCUGUCAUGUGCCUUAGAUAUAUUUGUUAGUCAUAAUUGGCUCUCUGGAAUUCAAGGUGACAAAAUAUCGAAGGAAUUCAAAAGAUUGUGUUCAUUGACUGCAGUGCAGGAACAUUUGAAACUCCAUGUCCGAUCCAAAGUACGCCUGGAUAAGUUUUGGUUUGACCUUUUAAAUGUUUACUGUAGUGAAAAUACAGGGCAUUUAGCAUCUUUUUUGAAAAUGAUAUUUAUUAUGUCUCAUGGCAACGCAGCAGUAGAAAGGGGAUUUUCAAUAAACAAACAGUGCUUGGUAGAAAAUCAGCUGGACAUUUCACUGAUUGCUCAGCGUACAAUUCAUGAUGGUAUUUUGUCAGCUGGAGGUCUGGAUAAUUUUGUCGUAUCUAAAAGAUUUAUUCAUGCUGCUCGUAAUGCAUAUUUAAAAUACAAGGAAUACACGGAACAACAGAAGAAGUUAUUACAGGAAAAGGAAGAACAAGAAAAGCAGCUGCUGAACUCUCUGCUUUGGAAGCUAAGAAAAAGAAAAUCUUGGAAGAUGCUGAAAAAGAAGCUGCUGUAUUAAGCUUCCAGAUAGAAGCUUUAAAAAAGUAGUGCUGCUAAGAAAAACCUUUGUUAAAAUUUUAAUUUGUGAUUGGACUUAAAAGGUUUUUUUAAAGUUUUAAGUUUGGAACUAUUGCAUACUUAGCUAAUUUGAAUACUAUAUAUAUUAUUUUUAAAUAUGAAGUGGAACUGACUUAUGUUUUCAAAACCAUCUAGUGAGUAACUCUUGAAGAAAUUGAGGAACAUGGUGAUAUGUGAGUACAAUAAACAUAUUUCAUAUAUUUUUUUUCACAUUUUGUAUUUUAGUAUUAGACCUAUUUACACAGUUGCUGUUGCUUAAAAUUUUGCAGUAUAUUUUUACAUAUAUUAUAGUGUAAAAAAUAUUGACAAAGUUUAUAAGAAUUUAAAUGGGAACGAGCAUAGUGUCAGGGAAAAUCCUAAUUUUGUCAGGGAAAACAGGGAAAUGUCAGGGAUUUUUGAAAUACAUUUUCACUGGACACCCUGAUUAACUUUAGAAAUAAAUAAAUUCAUUGGAAUAAAAUCAAAGGUAAAAGAGAUUUUUCUUGCAACUUAUGUUUUGGUCUAAUUUUAUUUUUUUUAUUAUUUUUUAUAUUCAGCUAGGUAGGCCAAGGACUGCUUUGCUUAUAUAAACUAACCUAACUAAAAUAUCACACAUGUUCAAGUACCUGGUUGGUAAAAUUUUUAAUUUUUAGGUUUGGUAGUUUAAUUUUCAUGUAAUGAAUAAUGCUAUUUGUUG
This is a messenger RNA of Bacillus rossius redtenbacheri, 9669 nucleotides long. RefSeq lists its product as uncharacterized. Lineage: Eukaryota; Metazoa; Arthropoda; Insecta; Phasmatodea; Bacillidae. The transcript is spliced from 10 exons. The coding region runs from base 3758 to 6703 and encodes 981 amino acids. The record is from RefSeq and is a predicted model, not a curated record. Gene Ontology annotation, molecular function: nucleic acid binding; DNA-directed DNA polymerase activity. Gene Ontology annotation, biological process: DNA-templated DNA replication; double-strand break repair via alternative nonhomologous end joining.